This is a messenger RNA of Salvelinus sp. IW2-2015, 599 nucleotides long. The record is from RefSeq and is a predicted model, not a curated record. Lineage: Eukaryota; Metazoa; Chordata; Actinopteri; Salmoniformes; Salmonidae.
CUGGGGAAAUCAGUGGUSGCCAAGGUGGCGAUCCCCAAAGGCACGGUGCUUGGYAUGGACAUGCUGGGGGUGAAGGUGGGCGAGCCGAAGGGCGUUCCGCCCGAGGACAUCUUCCAGCUGGUGGGCAAGUCCGUCACAGAGGACGUGGAGGAGGACGAGAGCAUCACCCCGGAUGUGGUCGACAGCUACGGCAAAAAGAUCAAGUGCCGAGUGGAGUAAUCACCCUUGUAAUAGCCUACUGUAACCAUGGUAAUACCGUAACCACAAUGCCAAACAACACAAUGCACUUUUACAGGCUGUGAAAAGAUGGUUGUGGGAACAUCGAUAAUCCAGAUAAUAUUUAGAGGCCCAGGAGUUUCAGUUAAGGGGACAUGCUUUAUAUUUCUGGUUCCAUGUUUUUUUACUAGAUGGAAGCAAACAUUCAAUGAAUCAGACUUGACUACAAGUGCCUUGUUAAGAAGAAAAUACAAACUGUAGGUUCAGUAGUGACUGAAAUGAUUGCAUUCUAAUUGAAUGUUUAACUGUUCAUGUAUAAAGGAAAKGGCCAGUUAUGUUAAGUUGCACUACAAAAAUGUCAAAUACAAAAUGCCAAACAUUAA